Aspergillus lentulus is the source of this 243-nucleotide messenger RNA. RefSeq names its product putative DRAP deaminase. NCBI's taxonomy places the organism in Eukaryota, Fungi, Ascomycota, Eurotiomycetes, Eurotiales, Aspergillaceae. The record is from RefSeq and is a predicted model, not a curated record. Gene Ontology annotation, molecular function: catalytic activity.
AUGGAACCGUGCAACGAGCGACUAAGCGGGAACAGGACGUGCGUGGACAGGAUACUGAGUCUCAAGGGUGCUGUUAGAGUGGUCUACGUCGGGAUCAAGGAACCGGAGACGUUCAUCGGUCAGAAUCUGGGCAGGAAGAAACUCGAGGACGGUGGUGUUAUUGUUGAGCAUGUUGAGGGUAUGGAGCAACAGAUUCUGGAGUCCAAUGGUGAGAAUGAGAUUCAUAACUACAGUUUCGAAUAG